AUGGGUCAAAAAGUCUCUGUCGUGCACGGGGUCAAAUCUGAGAACUUCUACCAACAGGGAAACGCCAUCAACGAGAUCUGGCUUGGCAACUUCGAGCUCAUCUCCCGCCUCCCGUUCGGUGACUCGGACCUCGAGCAGGCAGGUUGGCCUGCUGGCGACUGGCCGAAGAUUCCAUGGCAUCAGUUCAUUAUCCCGUUGAAGCGUGAACUCGGCACCAUCAGCGAUACGAAAAUGUCGAGCAACAACACAGCAUGCCUCUGUCCUGCGCUCCCUUGGGAGCACCAUUUGUCUGGCACGGGUUUGAUCGGCCAUGUGGGAAAAAUGAACCGAAUGACUGCAUAUAUCAUCGGCAUUCUGGCAGUCCUCAUCGGCGGUGUGGUAUGCUGUGACGCUUUCGGGAAUUUGUACAAGACGUGGAAGUUCCUCCGUCGGGUGCGGCAAGAUCCCAUGCAGGUUAUCCCCUCGAAGUACACUCCCUACCAGCUGGAAAGCUACUUCGUGAAGCGAAUGUUUGUCAUCUUUUCGAAGCUGGCUUGUGCAAUCCUUAUCUUUGGAGUGGGGAUGGUUUGUAUGGUCCGUGGCAUCGAAGGAAUAAGCGCCAAUCUUUUCUUUGUCGCGCACUUGAACGGCAUCGUUGCAAUGAUUCCCGGCAUUUCAUUUCCAACGUCGAUAUUCCUCUAUAUGCACUUGAGAUGGACUCUUGCGGUACAGCGACGGACAUCGGAUGAGCAAGAAACAUCCAAUGACACAGCUCUCGCUCCUCUCAAUCCCGCUACUCACACGUCCGAGGAGCUCCAAUUCCCACUCGCAGUGGCCGUGGCCUGCCCCCAAUGUGAAAAGUGCACACACUUCCAUUCUCCCGGUGGGUCGCCGAUGUUUCGACCUCGUCCUACGGAAUAG
Messenger RNA from Penicillium cinerascens, 900 nucleotides. RefSeq lists its product as uncharacterized. Lineage: Eukaryota; Fungi; Ascomycota; Eurotiomycetes; Eurotiales; Aspergillaceae. The record is from RefSeq and is a predicted model, not a curated record. Bases 1 to 900 code for a protein of 299 amino acids. The transcript has a single exon.